CACCGGUUUGGUUGCCACUGCUGCAGCAGCAGCAGCAGCAGCUUGCAUCGCCGCUAGCAGCCCGCCUCACUUAACACAAUUGUGGGGUAGCAGUACAAAGCGGGCAGGGUAAUGUAUCUCCCUCCCGCCACACUGCUAGUGACAAGUGUUCCCAGGGAGUUCUAAAGGCUCGAUCCUUCAUCUGCUAAUCGAGGCAUACACUGUAUCGACCUAAGUGCUGAAGGCUGUGAAGAGACGUAAAUACUGAGUGAGCAUCGCCGUCAGUAGUGAGGCUCAUACCCUGGUAUGAGUGGGUGGCCAAUGCUGUGAGCACACCCAGGAACUACAUGAUCGUCGUGCAUCAGAAGGGUGGCCUAAUGCAUGGUGAAGCUACGUCCUGUAGACGGCGCCACUGGCGACACUCGUCACGACAAACAGCUGUCAGCUGACACACACCAACACCUGCCUAAUACUCACCCUCCUCCGCCCUCACGAGUCAUACACCCACGCCUACACACAGAUGUCUGCUUACGCCCACACACGGCUGACAGGUGUUUACACUCUCCUGCUGUACGCCCUCGCGUGCAGUCGGCGGAUACGAAGCCACAACUGCUGCCAAAGCGUAUACGCGUACAUCUGCAGUCACCUGAUGCUCACCUACGCCUGCAGUUGGCAAAUGCUCAGCUUCGCUUGCAGUCACCGGAUGCUCACCUGCGCCUUCAACCAGCUGACAGUCUCUCGCAUCACGCUGACAUCUGUCAACAUCAUCCGUCAGUUUACACCCGUCCACAAGUACAGUCAUGCACCGCCCGUCAACAGGUGCCUGGUAACACACACAGGCACGACACAGGGAUACAUGCAGGUGUGUCCAGGGCAGCGACAAAGGGGCAGGCGCCUCCAAAAGCGAGGACUCUUGCCCCAACAAGUGUGGAAGGCUUGGGUAAUAAGCCUUGUGAUGGGUGUGUGUGUGGCGAACUAGUGAGUGAGUUGGAAGUCAGUGGUGUGAGGAACCCUGUGUUAGUGGGUUACAGUGGUGUGAGAAGCCCUGUCCUAGUGGGUUCUAGGGGCGAGAGAAACCCUGACCUUCUAUGUUCCCGUGGUGUGGGAAGCCCUGCCUUAGUGGGUUCCGGUGUUGAGACGAGCUCUAUUCUAGUGGGUUCCCGUUGUGUGGGGAGCCCUGCCCAAGUGGGUUCCCAUGGUGUAGGAAGCCCUGCCCUAGUGGGUUCUCGUAGUGAGGGAAAUCCUGGUGUGGUGGGUUCUUCGUCUUCGUCGUGGCUGUCGUCGGAUGCCCUCUGCCUCCUGUUCUGCUGCAGGAGGGAGCCCCGGGAGGAGGAGGAAGCCGCCACCAAGGAAGACCCCUCCGGCCUUGCCGUGUACAAGGUGUAUGGUGUGCGACCCAGUAGUUGCAGGGUCCAAGCUACACUCCUGCCUUCCGAAGAUGAAGACGAAGAGGACGUUAGCGACUCCGGAGUGGACGACGUAUCCAACACACAGAAGGUGCUGACGGCGAAACUUGAGGACCUACGCACGUGCCACGACCUUAUCAUCAAGCAUGGAGCGGCGCUGCAGAAGUCACUGGGGGAACUGGAAGCCAUCGACAACACCCACGACCUCACCGCUAAGACUAAGACCGUCAACGAGAGGGCGACGCUCUUCAGGAUCUCUUCCAACGCCAUGAUUAACGCAUCGGAGGGUCAAGGUGUAGGGGACACUGUGUCAGCCUCCAGCAGUGAAAGUGAUGGUCAGGACAACACCGUCCAAGUCAUCAUGAGAAAAGACAACAAUACGGAUAGUAGCUAUAGUGUUAACUUUAGUGAGCCUUUAUCCUUCUUGCAGCGAUUAACAGAAGAUUUUGAGUACAGUGAUAUUUUGGACAGAGCAGCUCUGAUAGAAGAUACAUGUGAACAGUUGUCCCUGGUUGCUGCUUUUACGGUAUCUUCAUAUGCCACAACAGCUGAAAGAACGGCAAAACCUUUCAAUCCCCUCCUUGGUGAAACCUAUGAAUGUGAUCGUACUGAUGACCUUGGCUGGAAAGCAAUCAGUGAACAGGUAUCUCAUCACCCUCCCAUUGUGGCACAGUUUGUGGAGGGCAUUAAUGGUUGGACCAGUUGGCAAGAGUUCUCCAUGUCAUCCAAGUUCCGUGGCAAGUACCUUCAGAUCAUCCCCCUUGGUAUUGCUCAUCUUAAAUUUGAUAAUAGCGGCAAUCACUACACUUGGAGAAAGGUGUCCACCACUGUUCAUAAUAUGAUUGUUGGGAAACUUUGGUUAGACAACCAUGGAGAGAUGGAGAUCAUUAACCACAAAACUGGAGACAAGUGUUGUCUUAAGUUCAUUCCUUAUUCUUAUUUCUCUCGGGAAACUCCAAAGAAGGUUACAGGAUAUGUAGUAGACAACGAAGGUACAUUUAAGUGGUUCAUCACGGGUAUGUGGGAUGAGAAAAUUGAAGCGUGUCGUGUAACUUCUCAGUCCAUGCGAGGUGGCAAGCCAACGUAUGAGACUGGCCCUCCUAAAGUGCUCUGGAAGAGGAACACAGUUAAUCCUGAAGCAGAGAGAUACUAUAACUUCACUGAACUAGCAUGUCAGCUGAAUGAACCAGAAGAAAAUGUAGCCCCUACAGAUUCUCGGAACAGACCUGACCAGAGGCUAAUGGAAGAAGGUAACUGGGAAGAAGCAAAUUUAGAGAAACUUAGGUUAGAAGAGAAACAGCGAGCAACUCGGCGUAAACGAGAAGCAGAUGCAGAACUUGCAGCAAAUGAAGGCCGAGAAUACCCAGCUUACAGUCCAACUUGGUUUAGAAAGUUAACUGAUGAAGCAACAGGAGCCCUUAUCUUCAGAUACACUCAUGAAUACUGGGAUUGCAAGGAGCGACAAGAUUGGUCCAGAUGCCCUGAUAUCUUCUAGUAACCAGAAAUCCUCUAGUACCUGCCUUAUUACUUACCAACUAACACCUGCCAAAUCAUUGAUGGCCCUCGAGAGGCAAUGUUGUCCAGCACAUCAAGAAGGUUCCAAUAUGAUUUGGAGCUACAUUGGUGGGAAUGUAUUUUAUCUGUUACUGUGGUGAUAUAUGACAGAAUUAUGUUCCAUUUCUUCACAGCUUGGUCCUUAAACUCCAUAUGUGAUAUUUGUAACAAGUCACAUCUUUAGCAAAAUUCAUAAAAGUCUAAACUCACAUGCUCAAUGUCUUCAAGGCCUUGCUGUUUCUAUAAAGAAAUUUGGAUGUAUAACAGCAAAUACAAUACUGAUGUUUGCAGAGCCCACAGUAAAGCUCAUAUUCACUGUAACAGUGAUAUAUUUACUCCAUAUCAAGGACUCAGAAUUACCUUCUAAGGCUCUAGGUGCUAAUGCUCUGUGUUUUAACUGCAGUCUUGAGGUACUUGUGAUCCUAUUAUGGCAGAACUGACUAGUACUUCAGGUAAUUUUUAUGGUGUAUAAAGUGCAAGAGUGAUAGAAAAUUUAAAAAAUUGUGGUGCUGGUAUGCUGGGCCAGCUGUAAGCUGAACAUACAUUACCAGUGGACAUACUUUAGUUUGAGCACCAAGUUUUGUAGUUGUAACAUAAUGUGUGUUUUGUUCAUAAUGCAUAUUUUAUGGUCUCAGCUAUUACUUGGUUUAGUUAUUGUAAUUUAUAAUUUCUCAGUUAUGGGGCUUGUGCAAACUUGUUCAGUAAUCAACUGCCCAUUGUACAGUUAUAUUUUUCACUAGGAUUCCCAGUUAAUAAAAUUAUUUCUCUUAAAAGGAUAGAAUCUAUUGGAAAUCAUUUAUAUCAGCUAUUAUUAUACAGCCUGUUUUGGAAUUAUCAGGACUUACUUUUGCUCGUCAAAAUUUAGAUAUUCAGGAGGCUAGCUAUACGAGGAAAUAUUUCUUAGAUGUAUUCUUGCCGAAACAGUUAUUGCGACAACCUAAUAAAUUGGUCAAUCAAAGGAAUGACUGUCAAUAGCCAAUCACUCUUUAGCAGACAAACCUUUAUAGUUCGUCGUAAGGUACCAAACCGUUGCAAAUACAGAAAUUCAGACUAGUUAUGUGAUCACAGUCAAGGAUGCUAUGAAAUUGUUAAAUCUGUUGGAGUAAAGCUUUUCUGGAAUAUACGAGUAAAUGUUUUUCAGUGACUGAAGACAGUUAAUUUACGACAAUACUUUAAUAGUUCAAACGUUGUAAUGGGCAAGCAGGUUAACUUAAAUUAACAAAGAACUGCAGAUAAGAUAGCUCACUAGCAUUUCGCUUUACCAUAUUUUAAAAAUAUUGAGAUCACAUAGUAGAUAAGAGAUCGACCACUCUAGCAUUGGUAGUAGUACUUUACAACUGAUAUCCAUACACCUUUAAUUUUUGAAGAAUUCACCAUAGACAAAACAUAAGCCCUUAAUCCAGGGAAUGCAUCCCAUUUUAACACAUUCUGUACUUAAGAAAGCAACAAUGCAAUCGUGUUUGCUACAUGCUGGUGAUCCUUACUUCAGUUUUUAGAGUUGUUACUUGUUUGCUUGUAUAUUUAGAAUAUAUUUUUGGAUUUCCUUAGUGUAAAUUUCCUAUUUGUCACUAGAUAUAACAGAUGGAAUCCGCAUAACUGGAUAUGUAUAUAUAUAUAUGUAAUAUAAGACCUUAUAUGCACAUAAAAUAUAUUCACCACUUGUUGUAGGCCAGUCUACUGCAUUCAUUCAUUUUGAAGUGUUUAUUGCUAACUCUCUCCAUGAGGUGGGGAGAGUGGUGUACCUUAUUUUUACAUUCUUCUUUAUAUUUUUGGAUUCCUUUUCAUAAACUAAAAAUCUUUAUCAUGAAAAUGCCAUGUUGUACAAGGAACUCUGUAAGAUGUGAUGAAUUAUGAUAUAUUACUGUAUAAGCACAACUGUAUACCAUAUACAGUAUCUGCAAAAUUGGUUUCAACAGCCAUUAGCUUCAUUUACAAACUUGUCAUUGUUUUUUUGUUAAGUAAGACUGUCAUAAGUUGUACAAGGAAAAACUAAACUGCAAAUUUACAGGCAAAAAGGCAAGAAUAAGAUGACAGCGGUAGAGCACGUUGAAAAUGUAUACUAAUCCAUCAUGAAGCGUUGCAAUCAAUGUUCAAGAAAAGAAGUCGUCAAUAGGAGACCCUUAAAUAUUUAGCACUUAAAUUUAUUAUAUUACUAAUAACAGAAUGGCCUAGUGUUUGCACAGGAGGAAUAGGCGAGCUGAAAUACAAAUGCAUCAAAUACAUUAUCUUUUUUAGUUAGAAUUGUGUAAAGUGUGAGAACAUUACAGGCAAUUUGCAGAACUUUUCUCUUUUAAAGCUUUGUGGGACUAGGUUCUCUAUUCAUAAUUGGGAAGCAACUGCAAAACAUGAUCAUACUGUGAAUAUCAAAAAGAAUCAUGCCAGAUAAUUAGUAAUAUGACAGAAGUGUAAAAGAAGAGCAACUGAUAAAAGACAGAUUUUAACAUGCUUAACACUAUAUAAAAAUAAAAACAAUAAUUUAGUGAUUUUUUUAUAUUAAAGUUACUUUUCAUCAUCAUGAUAGUGAAUAUCUUUAUUUGCUACUAGUAUACCUUAGUUGAGAAAUUCUGUAUAUAUUGUUAAAGACAAUCAGUUUUUUAUACUGUUACGACUUUUGUAAAGUGAAAAUUUAUUUUCUUUUAUCACCAUUAUCAAGACAAGUCUUUCAGUAUAAUUUAUAAUAUGAAAACUUAAUUUUCUUUCCUAAAUUGUUAUUGCAGUAUAUAAAAGACCUAACACAAGACCAUUGUGAUUGUUAAUCCCUUGGAUGUGGCCAGCCGUCCUUACUCCACAUUCUGUUACAAGUCGGAUUCUAUUGGUCACUAAAAGAUAAUGGUAACCUGACACUCUGCAGGUUCAUUUUUUCCUAUUUUUAUUUUUUUAACUGAACCUUACGAGUACAGGUUACAAUUGUUUUCCAUGGAACUUCUUGAAGUUUACAACUAACUCUGCAGCUUCAUCCAUUUAAAAUUGUUUGCUGUAUAUUUUAGUAUGACAGUGAAUUUUGUUUUAAAUAAACUGCCCAAAGAAGCUUUUGUUGAAUGAUCCAUACGAGUUUAGCACUUUUUUUUGUGAAUAUAAUAAUAAUCCCAUUAAUUUACUGUUGAAAAAAAUUUCAAUGUUUGUAAUAUUUUCUAAAAACAAAUGAAGUAAAUAUAGCUACUUCAUAUACAUGACGAGUUACUCAAUUUAUGUAAUAUACAUAAUCAUUAUCUGGUCAUGAACCGAACUAAGGUUCCAAGAUGGAAGUAUGAGGAUCACACUGAGUCUUCAUUUGCUGAGCACAUUAAAGUACUUGAAUAUACAGUAUUUCUACAGAUAUGCAAGUGGUUGUUAUUGGGGGGGGGGGUCUAAAUUUUCCCAGAAUGAUUUCAAGGUGUGUUGUUGCAUUAAUGCACCUUGCAUUUUACCCAAUGACAACUGGAAAUGAAAAAUAUUCUUAACUGUUAGAUACUUUAACAGUUGUAAGCCUAUUUUUUAAUAUUUUAAAAGAUGUUUUGCCAUCUAAAGAAGCUGCCAGUCUUUACUGUGAGUAGAUUAAGACAAACCGAAUUUUAUUUGUGUUGGAUAUAGUGCUGCAUUCUUUCUUUUGCCAACUCUAAUAUCAAAUAUGUUAGCUCUGAGAAAAUUAUGAAUUUUGAAAUGACAUUAGAAUGGUUGCCCUUGCAGAGGAUAGUUUGCCUGCUUGUGAUAAAUUGAAGUUUUAGGAGAUUAGGACAGCCAAGAGCUCUUUAGGUGAUAGAGCUCUGCAACAGAGAAUAGAGCAGUUGUCAGCUCUGUAGACAUAAUAGUACACCUUGUUUAGGGACUUCAUCUGUACAUAUUCCCAUUUUAGGGAUAUGUGCUGACCAAUGUUACAGUUCAACCUUAUUAAUUCUGUACCUUUGCUUUAUUCAGUGGUCUAAUUGGUUGAAAUCAACCAGGUAAAAAUUUGAUAAUCCAAAAUAUGAAGGCUUAUUUUACAUAAACUCCUGGUCAAAAUUAAUGAGGUUGAAUUGCAGUGUUAGAAUCUUAGGUUGUUUGAAUGAGAUUAUAUACUGUUGUUAAAGCUUUAUAUGAGGAGCUCUGUCUCUUUUUAUUUUAAAGUUGGGCUUUACAUGAACUUUAUAAAAAGAGUGAUUGGCAAUUUAUAGGUACUGUACUUUGAUUAUAGUGUUUAUAAAAAAAAAUUGCACAGUUUCUUUAAUCAGUACAAUGCCUAACAUUUAACAUACUAUGGCAGUUCCACCAGCAAUAUAGAAUUGUAAGUGGACAUUGCCUCAGUCAGAUCUCUUGUUGAAAGGCAAUAUUAAAGACUGAUUAUUAGCACAUUAUUCUUACAUACUGUAUAUUAUUUGUAUAAUGCAUUAAUUGCUUUUGUGAUACACAAGAUAAAAUAAAAUGGGAGACUAGUAUUUAUGGAUAA
Messenger RNA from Cherax quadricarinatus, 7341 nucleotides. The record is from RefSeq and is a predicted model, not a curated record. Lineage: Eukaryota; Metazoa; Arthropoda; Malacostraca; Decapoda; Parastacidae.